Messenger RNA from Penicillium digitatum Pd1, 3333 nucleotides. RefSeq names its product DUF1765 domain-containing protein. Lineage: Eukaryota; Fungi; Ascomycota; Eurotiomycetes; Eurotiales; Aspergillaceae. The record is from RefSeq and is a predicted model, not a curated record.
AUGUCUUCACCUUCACCCGAGACGAACGAUGACCAGAAACCCGUGCUCUCUCGUGCCGCCAGCUAUACCGAUUUGCCCAAUCAGACCGCGCCUGAAUUCAUCUUAAGACGUACGUUUUCGGAUUGUGCUGUUCCGACCUUGGCAGAAUCACCGACAAAAGAAACCGUGGCUGCGGGGAAGGACAUUCUCCGCCGAACCUCUCUUCGCUCCAAGGACAAGUCGAGACCAGUCUCCCUCUCACGAUUCACACUAUCGUCAUCGGAGGAUUUGAAGGAUAUAGAUUCACAUGUACCUGAAACGAGGGCACCGGAGGCCGCGGUGAGGCCAUCCAAGAGCCGGUCAAUGUCUGGAAGGAUAGUCAGCCUUGCGAGGAAACCAUGGGGCUCUUCCUCCCGGUCUCCAUCCCCCUCUGCAAAGAGAUCUAAGCAGCAAGAUUCUCAAUCCCCAACUCGAUCCAGCAGCCGAAAAACAGAAGAUGAUCAGACACAACCCUCCCGCAGGCGAACCAUUCUCUACAAACGCCCGCGCCGACCUAUGCUGGCUGUUGUGGCCAAGGACCUCGAAGAUAGCCCCGGCUCUCCAAGCAGCCCAUCUAGCAAUUCGCUACGGCGCAGGUCCUCUUUCGAAAAAUUCACAGCAGCGUUAUCCAUUUCGACCCCGGUUUUACCACCUAUGCCCAAGGGAGCCGCAGAAACUGCUGCGGCAUAUGCGAAUUCCGGUACCGAUCAAACACGGAACAAGGAUGAGCUUUGGGGUAUCUUUCGUGGCCUGGAGGCGGAUUUCCAAAAGUUUCAAGCUAAAUCCAUCUCGCUAAAGGCCAACGUCAUCCGUACCUCGCUCCUCCCUUUUCUCAGCCGCCAUCACCUUCACGAAUCAUGUAAGAACCUCAGACCCGAAGACCUGGAUCGUCGAGUCAAUAUUCUCAACAAAUGGUGGAUUGGAAUGUUGGAAAUGCUCAAUGGCAAGCAUAACCAGUCGAUCUCGGGAACCGACAGACCAGUGUUUCUGGAAGCUGUCGUAGGGAUCAUGGCUCGACCGGAAUGGCGCAUCCCCUUCCCCGUGGUCCAGAAUGGCAGUGGGACUACGGAAUCAUUGAAGUAUGCGUCAACUUCAGUGUCGGAAACAUCGGAUGGGUCAGGCUCCUCGGGUUCGGAUUUCCUGGUUGAAUCGAUCCAUCACAACAUCCGAAAUAUCUUCAUCCAAAACCUGCUCUCUCAAAUGGCAUUUGUGGUGGAACGAAUGUCUAUGAGACACGCACCAGCCAGCCUGGUCGCCUUUUGCGGCAAGGUUUGCGCAUAUGCCUUCUUCUUCUGUCCUGGGGUGCCCGAGAUCCUGGUCCGCUUGUGGAGCACGCCUCCCAACAUGUUCCGACGCGUCUUGUCAGAAUCGGCCGGGUCACGUACUGGAAACAUGCGUGCAUACACACAAGAACUCGCCCUGUGCUUUCCUCCGGCUCUCCGUCCCCUAGCAUUUCACUCACAAGCACCUCUGUUGCGGUAUCUACGCCAGAAACCCGAGCUACCCUUGAACACUACCUCUAUCAAUUGGAACCGUCCGUGGAUCGCACGAUGGGCUGGGCGUGAUACGGACCUCUUCUUUGUCUUCGUCAAGUACAUUCACAUCUUGUAUGCUGAGUAUUUGUCCCCGGGGACUGAAAAGGCGAAACGGACACUGGCACCUGGGUUGUUGAUCGUCCAUGCGCAACUCCUGCGAGUGCUGGAGGACACGAUCUACAAACAAUCGGUACCACAGGGGCCCGACAAUUCGCACACAGCCGCUGCAAUUACCUUCGAUGAUUUGAUCGAGUCGCCGGAUGCUUCUGCCUCUGCUCAACAUCUCCGAAGUGGCAGCAACACUCAUCGGUCGAUGUCAGAGAACCGUCUGAUCAUCCUUCUCCGAGACCUCCUGUCUGAAUCAUCCGUGGAACCGAAUCGUGCCCGAUUGUUGUUUGCUGAAUCAUUUUGUGGCAUCAUCAAGGCUGCAGCGCAGAAAACGUCUCUCUUUGAUCAUAACGCGUGCUUUUUGUUAUGUGACUUCCUCGAGGAGGUCAUCCCAAUCAUCACACGGUAUGCCCAGUCAAUUGAAUCGGAAUUGUUUGAUUGGGGCUUUUGGCUCGAUGCUUGUCGCCAAAUGAUGCAGAGCCACAAUUCGCUCACUGAGGUGCGAGUGUUCUCUUUCCUCUUCUGCAUUUGGGGUACCUGGACUGCUACAGAGGAAAGAAAAGCAUCUAUGUGCGUGAAUUUAUUGUUGCAUGAGUCAGUAUUCUACCAUUACUUCAACCACUGGAGUCCCAUGGUGCGAGCCUAUUUCCAUCGUUUGUUGUGUUGGAGAGUCGCGCGAUUUAAUACUGAACCCUCAUCACUUGACACCAACGUCUAUGAAAUUCUUUCAGAUCGACUCCUCCGAGUCUGGGAGUAUUAUGUUGGGUUCCAGUCCAAGGCCGAAGAAGACAUGACAGCUCCUUUGUCCUCUGCCCCUUGCACACCUGCUCCAGGUCGAAGAAUCAUCAUUAUCCGAUGCGAAAACCAACUGUCUCCUGUCAAUCUUUUUGUCAGUUUCGACCGAGUCGUGCCACCUGCUCCUUCGGAGCAACUCACAUCAAACCGUCGAACUGGAUCUUCCGACCCCAAUGGCCCAGAUGGUCAGCCACCUAAAAGACGGUGGGGAAUACUCAAGGCUAUGUUUGGCAGCUCUUCUACCACACGUUCCGGUGAUGGCGUCAGCAGCAGCAGUUCUGAUGACUCUGAGAAUGGCGCAUCAGACCCAACAAUGACUGCUGACAGCAAAUGUCUGGAUGAACACGAACAAACUCCGACCCGCGGUACGGGCGAGAUCAUCCGCCCCAAAGCUCCCCACCAGCCAUUCUUUUUUAAAUUCUCUUUGGAGUGGAUGGAUCGGCCUCAUUGGCCCACCAAAAACAAACGUCUUUUUGCUCCUUGUCUCCCUGUCGCAUCCCAACUGCACAUUGAGCAUCGGCGUUCUCCCGACAAGUCGGAUUAUGACACAGCAUCAGAGAAUCCGGGCCAGUCCGACUUGGAGAAUGAUGAACAGGAACCAGACACCGUUACCACCGACCAAGAUACUCCCACACAGCCUACCUCUGAUACCGGGCCAAGAAUAGCUACAACCAAGAACUCCCCUUUGCCUGAACUUCCUUCCCAAUCUUCUUGCGACCAUCUUGUGCCUAGCAAAUAUGCAGGCCGUGCCCUUGCGGAGUGGGCACACAUUGUCUCCGAAUGCGACAGCUUUUUCGCCCGUCGUCGGGACGAGGGCGUCCCCACUGAUGGCAUGGUGGAAACCCCAACUCUGGGGGUUGAAUGCUUCCGCAAAUAA